Messenger RNA from Homo sapiens (human), 2820 nucleotides. RefSeq names its product nudix hydrolase 9 (gene NUDT9). NCBI's taxonomy places the organism in Eukaryota, Metazoa, Chordata, Mammalia, Primates, Hominidae. The transcript has 8 exons. The record is from RefSeq and is marked reviewed. The coding region runs from base 334 to 1386 and encodes 350 amino acids. Gene Ontology annotation, cellular component: cytoplasm; mitochondrion. Gene Ontology annotation, molecular function: ADP-ribose diphosphatase activity.
GCGGCGCGGCCGUAAAGCGCCAUUACGCAGAGAGAAAGUUACGAGGUUCGUGGCCGCGGUUUCCCCAGGCAGCUGGCGCUGGAGGCUUCGGCGUCACGUGCUGGUCUGGAUUUUUCUCGAUGCACUGGGGAAAGCGGUGGACUCUUAUCGUGGGAGGGCUCUUGAUCUGUGAUUUAUAGAUAGGCACAGCUACUCCCGUUCGGGAACCCAACGGCAGACAGGUCCUAGUGCCCAUCAGAUACCCGCGGCCGGGACUCGGAGCUGUGGGGUGUGGGGAGGCGGAGGCACCAACUAAGAGCGACCUAGCAUCGCAAAGCCGCCCUCGGGGCGCUCAUGGCGGGACGCCUCCUGGGAAAGGCUUUAGCCGCGGUGUCUCUCUCUCUGGCCUUGGCCUCUGUGACUAUCAGGUCCUCGCGCUGCCGCGGCAUCCAGGCGUUCAGAAACUCGUUUUCAUCUUCUUGGUUUCAUCUUAAUACCAACGUCAUGUCUGGUUCUAAUGGUUCCAAAGAAAAUUCUCACAAUAAGGCUCGGACGUCUCCUUACCCAGGUUCAAAAGUUGAACGAAGCCAGGUUCCUAAUGAGAAAGUGGGCUGGCUUGUUGAGUGGCAAGACUAUAAGCCUGUGGAAUACACUGCAGUCUCUGUCUUGGCUGGACCCAGGUGGGCAGAUCCUCAGAUCAGUGAAAGUAAUUUUUCUCCCAAGUUUAACGAAAAGGAUGGGCAUGUUGAGAGAAAGAGCAAGAAUGGCCUGUAUGAGAUUGAAAAUGGAAGACCGAGAAAUCCUGCAGGACGGACUGGACUGGUGGGCCGGGGGCUUUUGGGGCGAUGGGGCCCAAAUCACGCUGCAGAUCCCAUUAUAACCAGAUGGAAAAGGGAUAGCAGUGGAAAUAAAAUCAUGCAUCCUGUUUCUGGGAAGCAUAUCUUACAAUUUGUUGCAAUAAAAAGGAAAGACUGUGGAGAAUGGGCAAUCCCAGGGGGGAUGGUGGAUCCAGGAGAGAAGAUUAGUGCCACACUGAAAAGAGAAUUUGGUGAGGAAGCUCUCAACUCCUUACAGAAAACCAGUGCUGAGAAGAGAGAAAUAGAGGAAAAGUUGCACAAACUCUUCAGCCAAGACCACCUAGUGAUAUAUAAGGGAUAUGUUGAUGAUCCUCGAAACACUGAUAAUGCAUGGAUGGAGACAGAAGCUGUGAACUACCAUGACGAAACAGGUGAGAUAAUGGAUAAUCUUAUGCUAGAAGCUGGAGAUGAUGCUGGAAAAGUGAAAUGGGUGGACAUCAAUGAUAAACUGAAGCUUUAUGCCAGUCACUCUCAAUUCAUCAAACUUGUGGCUGAGAAACGAGAUGCACACUGGAGCGAGGACUCUGAAGCUGACUGCCAUGCGUUGUAGCUGAUGGUCUCCGUGUAAGCCAAAGGCCCACAGAGGAGCAUAUACUGAAAAGAAGGCAGUAUCACAGAAUUUAUACUAUAAAAAGGGCAGGGUAGGCCACUUGGCCUAUUUACUUUCAAAACAAUUUGCAUUUAGAGUGUUUCGCAUCAGAAUAACAUGAGUAAGAUGAACUGGAACACAAAAUUUUCAGCUCUUUGGUCAAAAGGAAUAUAAGUAAUCAUAUUUUGUAUGUAUUCGAUUUAAGCAUGGCUUAAAUUAAAUUUAAACAACUAAUGCUCUUUGAAGAAUCAUAAUCAGAAUAAAGAUAAAUUCUUGAUCAGCUAUAACUUCUGUUUCAUCUAGUUCUUGUUUGUCAAUGCCUUCCCUCCCGCUCCCCAUCUUCUGAGGCCUGAAGGAUGUUCCUGCCACAUCAAACUCCUUUAGGCAGAGUACCGCCACUGGAUGUAUAGUUUAAUGUUUCAUCUGAUUUUUCUUUAAAUUAUUUCCUUCACAUUUUGCUUCACAUGAUCUUGUUGAAGCUAAUUUUGAAAAUGGAAACUAUGUUUUCUUGACUUUAGAAGCAUUAGUUUUAAGAGGAAAUUUCAGCCACUAGUCAAUAGAGAUCAAAAUCAGUGAACAAGAGCUGAUACUCUCAUUUUCAAAAAUUCUGAAUUAAAAAAAGUCCAGGAAGUUAGUAAUUUAAAUCAGUAUGUUCAUUUCACUCUAGUGAAACUACUAUAUGUUGUAAAUUAGUUAAAAAUGGAUGUUCAGAAAAGAAUUGAAAUCAGGACAAAAAAUUACAGAUGCUAGUGAGGUUGUAGAGAAAAAGGAAUGCUUAUACGCUGUUAGUGGGAGUGUAAAUUGGUCCAACCAUUGUGGAAGAGAGUGUAGAGAGUCCUCAAAUAUUUAAAGAUAUUUGACCCAGUAAUCCCAUUACUAGGUAUAUACCCGAAGGAAUAUAAAUUGUUCUAUUAUAAACACAUACUCACGUGUAUGUUCAUUGCUGCACUAUUCACAAUAGCGAAGACAUGAAAUCAACCUAAAUGUUCAUCAGUGAUAGACUGGAUAAAGACAAUGUGGUAUAUGUACACCAUGGAAUACUAUGCAGCCGUAAAAAAGAAUAAGAUCAUGUCCUCUGAAAAGACAUGGGUGGAGCUGGAGGCCAUUAUCCUUAGCAAACUAAUGCAAGAACAGAAAACCAAACACUGCAUGUUCUCUUAUAAGUGAGAGCUAAAUGGUGAGAACACAUGGACAUGGGAACAACACAUUCUGGGGUCUAUUGGAGGGUGGGAGGAGGGAGAGGAUCAGGAAAAAUAACUAAUGAGUACUAGGCUUAAUACCUUGGUGAUGAAAUUAUCUGUACAACAAACCCUCAUGACACAAGUUUACCUAUGUAACAAACCUGCACAUGUACCCCUGUACUUAACAACAAAAUAAACACAAAGGAAAAUGUUA